Messenger RNA from Phycodurus eques (leafy seadragon), 1934 nucleotides. It is a transcript of the gene plaub, whose product is annotated as plasminogen activator, urokinase b. Bases 38 to 1540 code for a protein of 500 amino acids. Gene Ontology annotation, molecular function: serine-type endopeptidase activity. The transcript is spliced from 10 exons. The record is from RefSeq and is a predicted model, not a curated record. Lineage: Eukaryota; Metazoa; Chordata; Actinopteri; Syngnathiformes; Syngnathidae. Gene Ontology annotation, biological process: regulation of cell adhesion mediated by integrin; plasminogen activation.
CAGGCCCCGCCCACUCGUCGUUUCUCCAGCGAAGGCGAUGCGGCUGGUCGUGGCGUCGCUCCUCCUGGCGUCGGCGUUCGGGCCGCCAUCGGCGGGUGGCGCCGGCGCUCGGCGGCGAGACGAGGGGAGAAGACGUCGGCGGACGAUUUUGUCGUCGUCGCGGAGCUCAGGAAUCUGUCAGAACGGAGGAACGUCCGUCCCCGCCCUGACGACGGGCCGACACUUGUUCUGCUUGUGCGGCGACGCGUUUGAGGGCGCCUUCUGCCAAACGGCGAAAGGCGGCGGCGACUGCUACGAGGGCGUCGGGAUUUACUACCGAGGCUUCCGGUCCGAGUCGGAGAGCGGCCGCCCGUGCCGGCGCUGGGACGACGAGACCGCGCGACGCUACCUGACCCUCGACGUCGACGCCGGCGCGCACAACUACUGCAGGAACGUGCGCUUCAAGCGUCGCCCGUGGUGCCACGUGUGGAAAAACCAGCGGCUGCUUUGGGAAUAUUGCGACAUUCCCCGAUGCGGAACGCCCCAAACAUUCGCGCCGGCGCCGCCCACCGAGACCCCACGCACCGCCCCAACGGGUAAGCACCCGCCCCCUCGUCGGCGUGCCUGUCUUUUGACCUUUGCCAUGCCGGAACGUUCCGGAAUAUGCGCGCUAAUAUUGGGCCGAAAUCCCGUCCGUGUUCUCGUAGCCCCACCUGUCACGUUGGCACCGACCACCCGACCCCCAGAGACCGCCCGACCACCGUGGGCGACGUGCGGGCGGCGUUCUCGCAGGAAGCAGAUGCGUAUCGUCGGCGGUACGGUUUCGGCGGCGGAGUCGCACCCGUGGGUGGCGGCCAUCUUGUGGCGGGCCAGGUCCAAAGAGAAGGUCUUCCGCUGCGGGGGGAGUUUGAUCGCCAGCUGCUGGGUCCUGACCGCCGCUCACUGCUUCCCCGACGGAUCCGACGCCAAAGAGCGGCGCUUCCUGGUGGCGCUGGGCAAGAGCGCCCUCAACCGGAGCGACGCCCUCGAGCAAACGUUCCGCGUGGCCAAAAUCAUCGUGCGCCCCGACUUCAACAACCGAGACGGAAACUACGACAACGACGUCGCGCUGCUGAAGCUGAAAUCCAAGGAAGACGGUCGCUGCGCCCGGGAGAGUCGCGGCGUCCGUGCGGCGUGCCUGCCGGCGCCGGGCCAGAAGCUCCCCGCGCCGGGCUCCGCGUGCGAGAUCGCGGGCUUCGGCAAGGAGAAGCACGGCUUGUGGUACCGCUCGCAGUUCCUGCGGCAGGCCCGGGUGGACCUGCUGGCCGACGACGUUUGUCGGCGCGACGACUACUACGGAGACAAGAUCAGCGGCAACAUGUUGUGCGCGGGCCGGCCCGACUGGACCCGGGACGCCUGUGAGGGCGACUCGGGCGGUCCCCUGGUGUGCCCGGCGGACGGGCGUUUGGUGUUGGUGGGCGUGAUCAGCUGGGGCGAAGGCUGCGCCCGCGAGAGGCGACCCGGCGUCUACGCCAAAGUCCUCAACUACCGACGGUGGAUCCGGCAGCACGCCCGCGUGUGACCGCCGGGGCGGCGACAACGACCGACGGCGGAUCCGAGGGCGCGCUCGCAUUGGUCGCCGUGGCAACCGGCCAACACAUUUCCCAAAAAGUUGCGUUUUUAAAGGUGGAACAUGAAAACUCAUGACAUCACAAUUCAACACACGCAUUUGUGGAGGAAAUGUAUUAUUUCCAUAUUUAAGGACAUUUCAAUUUAAAGGAAAAAAACAGCCUUGUAUUCCCGGUAAGAAAGUAAACAGUUCUUAGCAUUAGUUAGCGUGUUAUCAUUUUUUAAUCAAAAGACAACUCAAAUUCCAAUUUAUAACGAGUAAGUCAUGUGAGACAUUUUCAAUUACAUUUUGUUUUGACCUUUGUUUAACUUUGAUAACAUUGAAAAUAAAGUGAUAUAACAUUCAA